AUGGCCGGCGACGCCGCCAACACGCCUUCACGGGCGGCCGAGCCAAAGGCCUCCCCUCGGACCCCGCGGCCCGUGCUCCUGGAACCCCGCGCAGCACGGUGCGCCUGGAACCCCGCGCGGCACGGUGCGCUCGGACCCCGCGCUCCCCGCGGCCCGUGCGCCUGGAACCCCGCGCAGCACGGUGCGCCUGGAACCCCGCGCGGCACGGUGCGCUCGGACCCCGCGCUCCCCGCGGCCCGUGCGCCUGGAACCCCGCAAGCCCCGCGUCCUCGCGGCCGCCUCGGACCCCGCGUUCCCGGCCGCAGUUCUCCGGCCCGAAACCCCAGCGGGACCCCGGAAAGCCCGCCCCUUCCGCCGGCGCUCGCCACGGCCCGCCGCGCACCCGGAGGCCCGCCCUCCCGGACGGUGUGCAGGAGGGACAAACUCCGGCGGCCGAGCCUGCGCGCUCCUUCCGUUGGACGCGCGGCUGCCGAUCCCCCGCCUCUGGAAGCAGACACCUCUGAUGGAAAGUUAGCAAGCAUGUCGGAAUCGGAUGUCCUCGGCAUCGGAGAUGCUCCCCAGCGCCUGACGGGCUCGGAGGAGCUGACGCCCUCGGGUUCUCCCAUGUGUGUCCAGUCCGUCAGCAGCGUAUCCGAUUUGCCGCAGAAUGAAGGAAUCUCCAUACAUGGAGAAAGGGAAAAUGAGUCUAAAUUCCCAUUGCAUGAAGCUUUUUAUAGCACCGUGCGUGACCUGCUGCAUGGCAGUUACCUUGGAGGCUGCUCCCAGAAUGUGCAAAUUCAUCCCGUGCACACCAGCCAUCUUCCCCUGGGGCCCCUCUGUGAGGCUCACUGGGCAGAGGUGUUUCGUGAUAAAACAAUAGCGCCUCAGCAUCUGACAGAAGGCUUCUAUGAGGUAGAGACGCCAGAGCCACAAAACCUGGGGUGUAGUUAUGUAGAAGACAUUUACAUAAAGCAGGAUGCAUUGGAGCAAGAAGACCCCGAAGAAACUAGCAUUUCAACAAAGAAUGAUGCAUUUCUUAAUGAAUGUGCCAGACAAUCUCCCAGCAGCCCAGCUCUCGUCUGCUGCGAUGAAGAAUCAUGGAGCUUCACAGAACAGUCCCUGGCGGGUUGUGCUGCCAGGGAGUCGGCCCUCCGUCCGGCCCUGGGACAGUCUGUGCCGGGCUGUGCUGCCAGGGAGUCGGCCCUCCGUCCGGCCCUGGGACAGUCCGUGCCGGGCUGUGCUGCCAGGGAGUCGGCCCUCCGUCCGGCCCCGGGACAGUCCGUGCCGGGCUGUGCUGCCAGGGAGUCGGCCCUCCAUCCAGUGCGACCACAGAGCUGCUUCUAUGAGGAUGGUGGUUAUUGCGAUGUUGAAGUCGCAGCUUAUGGCACAGAUCAUUUUGGUCUGCAUGAUCUGAGAGUUAAUGACAAAACGGAGGAGGCUGAAGUUGCUUCAAAAGAAACGCAAAAUCCUGAAGAGACACCCCAGACUCCGGCCCAGCCCCAGGAGAAGGCCACAGCGGAGGGCCUGGGGGGUGCACAGGCUGUGCCAGCCUGGCCCCUCGCGGGCAUCUCCUGGAGUGGCGAGGACCGCAGGACGCCUGACACGGAGCAGAGCUCGGAGAGCCUGCAGCCCGCGGAGGAGGACAUGGCGUUAAACGAAGUGUUAAAGAAGCUGAAACACACCAACAGAAGACAGCAGGUGCGCAUCCAAGACCUGCAGUGCAGCAAUCUGUAUUUGGAGAAGAAGGUGAGAGAGCUGCAGGUGGAGAUUGCUAAGCAGCAAGGGUUCGUGGACAUCAUCAACAAGCUAAAGGAGAACAUCGAAGAAUUAAUCGAAGACAAAUACAACCUAAUCCUGGAGAAGAAUGAGGCUAACAGGACACUGCAGAAUCUGCAGGAGGUUUUAGCCAACACCCAGAGACAUCUGCAGGAAUCCAGGAAAGAGAGGGAAGUACUACGGCUCGAAGUCAAAAAGCUCAAGGUCAGUUAUAUCCGUCUACAGGAAAGGCACCUCACUGAAAUGCAAGCAAAACACAUCUCCGUAAACCAGGGCACACAGACAGACCAAGAGGAAGGAGCCCAGAAGCCGCCGCAUCCCAGAGGAACGCCGGAGAAGGUUGGCUCCUCUGACCUGGACUUGUUGAAAAGGGAAAAAGAGACUCCAGAACGAGAGUUCUUCUAUUUACAGGAGGAAUUCCAGAAACAUGAGGAGAAAAACCUGGAAGAGAGACAGAAAUUGAAAUCUAGACUUGAGAAAUUGCUGACCCACGUUAAAAAUGUGCAGUUGGUGUGUGGAAGUGAGAGGACUAAGAAUCCAGCGCUCCAGCAGCAGGUGGAGGAAGUGCAAAGAGAAGAUGCCGAAGCUGAGCAGCCAGUGGCAAGCAGCCAGGAGCAGAACCGCAUCCCUGCGCUGCACAUGGCUCAGCUGAAGGAGCAGCUGGAGGACGUGAUGGAGGCGGACACCACCAAGGAUGCAGGAGUGAUGUGUUCUCACGUGAUCCUGCCUCACUCAUCUGCCCAGGAGAGCCUGGAUGCUCCAGACGCCAAGAGGACUCAGCUGGUCCCCCAAAUCCACAGCCUGCUGGCUCUCAUGUUGGGCCUUCUCACGUGUCAGGACUUCGUCAGUCCCCACGCUGACCGUUUGAGAGAGCGCGCGAGAGUGAGCGAUGUGAUGCUGCAGAUACUGAGGAGCUUCCAUCUUAAAAACAAAAGCUUGGAUCAAGAGCUACUGAAACAUAAAGACAAAAUCACCACCUUGAGAGAGAUCAUUGCUAACGAGAAGGCAUUUCAAGAUCAUGCCUUUGAGGUCACGGACCUGGAUCCCAGUGGGGCCGAGCGUGUCAGAGACCUGCCUGUCUUCCUGGGGACCACGCGGGAGAAGCACCACAGCCUCAACAAGGAGCUUGAUUUCUUGAUCACAAGAUUAGGAAACCUUCUGGAGUCGAAAGAAGACCACUGCAGCAGACUCAUGGAAGAAAAUGACAAGUAUCAAAGAUAUUUAGGCAACUUAAUAAAUAAGGUCACGUCGUACGAAGAGAUCAUCCAGUGUGCGGACCAGCGGCUGCAGAGCUCUCGCUCCCAGAUCGCACUCUUGGAAGAGAGAAAUAAACAUUUGGAAGAUUUAGUGAGAAGACCCAGAGAAAGUGCCAGAAAACCAAGAACCACGUGCCGGCAUCGGCGCCGUCACUCUCCUGUCCCCCAUUGCUCCCUCCAUGGAGGGUACACUGUCCCCUUGGACAGCACAGCACCUGUGGCCCGUCCCGACUGUUCUCUGCUGCAAGUCUUGGACUUGACUUUGAAUGUAGGAACGUCUCAUUUUCAUCUUGGUAUCCCUAAGCUCUUGUGUCAUGAAAGAUAGCACAAGGAGUCUUCGAGAUACUCAUGGAAAAUGCAUGAU
Molecule: messenger RNA, 3375 nt
Organism: Ochotona princeps (American pika)
Lineage: Eukaryota; Metazoa; Chordata; Mammalia; Lagomorpha; Ochotonidae
Gene: CAGE1
Product: cancer antigen 1
Exons: 13
Coding region: 1-3336 (1111 amino acids)
Source: RefSeq, a predicted model, not a curated record